Molecule: messenger RNA, 1770 nt
Organism: Fusarium sp. VM40
Lineage: Eukaryota; Fungi; Ascomycota; Sordariomycetes; Hypocreales; Nectriaceae
Source: the annotation of a GenBank genome assembly
AUGUCGUCUUCUCCGCCUGGUUCGGGCUUUGCCUCAGGCGUUGGUCAUGGCGUUGACGAUCCAUCGUCCGUCGUCGUCGGCUCCGACCGCCAUCAGACACCUGCGCACGCGCACGCGCACACGCAUACUCAUACAGAUUCGGUAACUGAAUCGCAUGUUGACAAUGUCGCAAACAUAAGUGACCAAGAACAACAUCAACAGCGCUUCCAACAACAAUCAUCACCUCGAGAUAUCAUAUCAUCCUCCCCAACAAGCGUUCACCCUCUACUUCAGGUCGCAUCCGCUCCCCCGCAUUCUCGCUCGACCACUGCCGCCACAGCUGCCACCACCACGAGUCCAACGUCUGAGUCGCUUCCAUCGCCAUUGGGCAACUUCAACAAUCAAUCGCCCUCAACUACUGUACUCGCCGCAAAGGCCUACCAAGGCCCGGCAGAUUCUCCCUCAAGCAUGAUAUUCUCAGAUAUCUACAAGAGCCCGCGCUCGCCCAUCGCUAAGCUUCGACACCACUCUGUCCAGCUGCCGAAUCCACUGCCCGCCAAUACCCCGGACUGGUACGACGAUGACCACUCAGACCUCCUGAGCAAGGACAAGGUGAAGCAGAAGGAAGCCGUAAGGCGAUAUCUCGAAGCAAAGGUCAAAAACGACUGGGAUUUUUCAUGGCCCUCUCGCGUUGUUGAUCCGCCGCCAGCUGAAGGUGAUGUAACUGUGGUCAACACUACAUCAGAGUCACCUGAUGGCAUACACCCCGUGACUAGCCUGGAUGCUACAGAGCCUGCAAAGCCAGUCCAAGAUGAGACACGUGAAGACGGCGGUUAUCAAGUUGAUGAUUCGUCAGAGGACGAGGACGGAAGUGAUGCCGAAUCCACCUACAGCACUGUAUCUGAAGAUCCCAUUCGCUUUCGCGCACGUCUAGAUUGGACCUCGGACCUUUCCGACGAUGACGACGAGCCCGCUGUUUCGCGAUCACCUUUCCGAUUCGACAAUCCGAACAAUGUUGGUUCAACAAUUCAAGCUGCGGUUCAUACCAAACGCGCCAAGCGACGGAGAGCGGUUCGCAAGGAAAUGGAAUGGAACGAGGGACUCGCAUGCUUUGAGGCGCGGCGAACUGCAUGGACUGGCGCACGAACUGUCCGUGUCCGAGCCAAGCCAGCAACACCCCCUGCUGUGUCACCAUUAUCUCCCCGCCGUUUCUUUUUCCGUCGAUCCAUGUCGACAUCUCCCCCGAGCUCUACAAUUGCGUCGGCCUUGCCACCCCAGGUCAGUGAUGCCUCUGACAAUUCGUCACUAGCAAGAAGCGACGAGCUGCGCAAUGCCCGGUCCAAGGACACGACACCAUCGACACCAUCUGAUAGCCGAAACUACCCCGUCGAGGUUUUGCUUCCUCUUGCGCCACCUCUCCUUCCUCCAAACAACCCUCUCCGUGCGUCUAUUACACCUUCUGUAUAUCUCAGCCUUUACGACAAGGUCAUCAUUCACAGCCUCCAGCCUUCAUGCCCCAUCAACCUCUCUGACAUGCUGCGAGCCUGCGUCACGGGCUGGAAGCGCGACGGCGAGUGGCCUCCUCGGCCAACAAUGGCUCCUACCCCCGUCGCAAAGAAGAAGAAGCCCAAGAAGGCCUCGAACCCAUCAGAUAAUUCGGGCAGCACCGUUCGCCGAAUGAGCUUUGGUCUACUGGGUCGUGAUAAGGAUGACACAACAGGUGGGAAGGGCAUUCGCCGCAGCCUUGUUCGCGCUUUCGGUAUCGGAGAAGCCGCAGACACACCCAAGUAA